AUGUCGGACGAAGAAAGCGAAAUGGCUGCUUUGAGGCAAUCUUCAAAGUUCUAGUCAUCAUUGCACAACAAAUCUAAGUAGGAAAAGUAGCAAACUCAUUCACCUGCUUCAGAGACUAGAUCCGAAUCUUAGGAUUCAUAUAGCCCUACUCCAUCCUUAAAGAAUUCUAAUUCUGAUAAAAUUGACGACGACUUUAAAGUCCCCAUGUCUAGGCUUGGUGGAGUGAAUAGAAAUCCCAAUAAUUAGAAUACUCCUAUUAUUUCCAGAGAGACUUUGAUGAGUCAGUAGUUCGAGAGACAAGAAAUGCUGAGGAGAUCUAAAAAUGUAAACUAUGAGAGGGCUAAUGUUAGCAUAGAUAGAUCAUCUAAUGAGCCAAUAAUUAUAUCUUCGGGCGACAUCUCUGAUAUCAACCUCGUCAAGUUGUAAUAGUAGUUUAUGAAUUCUGAGGAUGGAGGUAUGGCAUAUAUGAAUGAAGACCAAGAUGAUGACGAGUAAAGCAGGAAAGAUAGAAGGCAGCAGGAAAUAGAACGGUAUAAAAAGCAAUUAAUGGAGGAAUAUGAGGAGGAGACUAGACGAAAGCAGUAGAAUUUACAGAAGAAAAAUUUGUAGAGCAGCGCUAGUAGCUAAAGCCAGUAUGUGCCAGUUGUGCUAGGCAAAGACAGCUAAAAGUUAAACAGGAUGAGCACUGAGGAGAUAUCCAAAGUGCACUCACAGCAUAAAAGAGCAAAAAUAGAGGUCUAAAAAGUAGCCAAGAAGCAGGAUUUCGAGAUCAACUAGGAUGAAGAGGAGGACGAUGACUUUGCUGGGCCUAAGCUUGACUUAUUUCAGAAAAAUGAUAAUGAGGAUAGUGAGGAUGAUAGCAUUGUCAAGUAAAACCAAUUAGAAGAGAGUGAGAGGAACAGGAAGCUCAAUUAAAUCUACAGGAAUACCAAGGAUGUCUUAGGAGGAAAUAGUUCAACUAAUAAUGAUAUAGAUAGUGACGAUGACAUGGCUAAUUAGUACAACUUACCAAUUACUCAUGAAGUAGUUCUUCAAGGUCAUUAAAGGUCAAUUUAAGCAAUGGAUAUCGAUUUGUAUGGCAAUAGGAUGGUUACAGGAGGCCUUGAUUUUAUAUUGAAAAUAUGGGAUUUCCCAGGCAUGAAUAGAAAGCUGAAAUCAAUGAGAGAAUACAAGCCUUUUGAUGGUCAUCCAGUGAAUGCAUUAUCAUUCGAUCCUGAUGGUGAAAACUUCUUGUGUUGUUGUGGAAAUAACCAAGCGAGAAUAUAUAACAGAGACGGAGGAAAAGUGUAAACAACAAUAAGGGGUGAUAUGUACAUCUCAGACAUGGCUAAUACUAAAGGCCACGUAGCUGCAAUUUUAGACGGUAAAUGGCAUCCAGUUGAAAAGAAAAAUUUUAUGACAGCAAGUUUAGAUGGAUCAAUCAGACUUUGGAAUAUUGAGUCUAAAACAGUUGGUGUCGAUUAGAAUUUGAUGCAUGAGCAAUGCAUUAAGGCUCACAACACUAAAGGCUAGAAAGUUGCUAUCAACUCAUGCACAUUCUCAUCAAAUGGAAACCUUAUAGUAGGAGGUUGUGCAGAUGGCUCAGUGUAAAUUUGGGAUAGAAAGUUCAAGAGUUUUCAUAGACCUACUAUAAACUUCACAUAAGCUCAUACAUAAGGAUCAGAAGUAUCUUGCGUAAAAUUCUUUAAGGAUGAUAAAAGAUUAGUGACAAGAGCAAUGGACGAUACACUCAAACUAUGGGACAUCAGAAAUACUAAGCACCCCUUUUAAGAGUGGAAAGAUCUUAUCAACCUAUCAAGCAAGACUAAUGUUUCUAUAUCACCUGACGAGAGAUUGGUGCUCACUGGCACUUCUGUAAGAAAAGGUUUCGGCUAUGGUUUACUUGUAGCUUGUGAUGUUUAAACAGGAGAGAUAGUAAAUCAGUCUGCUAUUGCUUAGGAGUCUGUUAUUCAGGUUUUCUGGCAUCCCUCGAUCAAUUAAAUAGUUGUUGGCUCGGCAGAUUCAAACAUUAGAGUGCUUUACGAUCCCAAACUAAGUGAGAGAGGCAUUACCACUAGUUUAGUUAAGCUUGAAAAGAGAAAGCCAAUAGAUGGUAUUACUAUAUUCAACAGACCAAUACUUACUCCAAGUGUUUACGAAGAUGAGAAAGAAAAGGAAAUGGAGAAGGAUCCUUGGAAUCCAAACAAUCAAAAUGCUCCUUCUGCUUUUAUCCCGCCUGAAGUCCUAGACCCCUAGCACCGUAAAGACAAAAUAAGAAACGAUCCGCUUCUAACCAGAAAACCUGAUAUGCCUUUGCAAGGGCCAUUAGGUAGAGGUGGAAAGUUUUCUUCAAGUGGCACUUAUACAUAGUAUUUGAUGAGAAAUCUAGUCAAAAACGAUAGUAGAGACUAAGAUGCUCGAGAAGCCUUGCUAGCAGUAGCCAAAGAAGCUGCAGAAAAUCCUUAAUGGAUUGCACCUGCCUAUCAUAAAACUCAACCGAAGACUAUUUACGAUACAAGUGAAAUCAAAAGAGAAGAUCUGAAGUUUCUAGAAAAUAGCUCUAAUAAGAAAUGUGCUCAUUGCGGUCUUAAAUUCUGUACAUGUAAGCAGAAAAAAUGA
Stylonychia lemnae is the source of this 2598-nucleotide messenger RNA. The record is from the annotation of a GenBank genome assembly. Lineage: Eukaryota; Ciliophora; Spirotrichea; Sporadotrichida; Oxytrichidae.